Molecule: messenger RNA, 1049 nt
Organism: Musa acuminata AAA Group (dessert banana)
Lineage: Eukaryota; Viridiplantae; Streptophyta; Magnoliopsida; Zingiberales; Musaceae
Exons: 1
Coding region: 84-707 (207 amino acids)
Source: RefSeq, a predicted model, not a curated record
CUGACCGGUCCAAGUCAUCCACCCACCAACUCAUCCCCAUAAAACCCACCAACGGCGACGCUGCAACCGCGCACAGAUCCGUAAUGGCCAGAGCAUUCCUGACCUGCUUCAGCCACAGCUCCCGCGACCUCGUCAAGCUGGUCCUCUGGGGCGGCGACACCAGGCUCUUGCCGGAGACGCUGCACGCCGGCGAGCUCAUGAUCCGCUUCCCGGACCGCAUCGUCUGCCACGCAAACUCCUUCUAUAUCGGUCUCCCCCUCCCGGUUCUAUCCGCCGACGACGAGCUCCUCCCCGGCCAGACCUACUUCCUCCUCCCCCUCGACCGGUUCCGGCCUAACCAGGCUCUGACGGCCGCGACGCUGGCGUCGCUGUCUCCGUCGCCGACGAAGGUGUCGCUAGCCGGGGACGGGCAGUGUCCGUUCGCGUACGUGAAGGGCGGGGACGGGAGGAAGCUCAUCAAGGUGGCCCCGGAGUUCAUAGCCAGGGUCAUCUCCUCGGGCGAAGAUGGGAGAAAGAGCGCCGCCGGCGAAGGUGGGACGUUAUGUAGCACGCCCGAGUUGCAGAAGCACUACGCACAGCUCGUGGGGCGCAGGGGGCGGCCGUGGUCGCCGGCGCUGGAGACGAUAUCGGAGAGCAAGAGUAGGAGACCAUCCAAAGUUAGGUUAUCGCCAGCGAGGCUGUUGAGAUUCGAGAAGAGAUCGAACUAAGCUUCUGUUUCACUCCUCUCGAGUCGCAGCGGAGAUUAGGACAGCGAGGACACAAAUUACAAUGACUUUGAAUUGUGAAUGUAAAAUAUCAGAGAAAAGACCGUAAAUUAUGUGUACGAGCAAAUGGAUCGAGUUGUGCUUUGCAUGCGUUGUGGUGCGUACGUGUUUUGAGCUCGUGGCGGCGUUGCGGUGGUUGGAGCUGUGGUGUACUUGGCAUUCGAAGUUACAAAGACGAGAAUGGGAGACCGAGUCAUAUGGUCAUACAAGCUUAGCUGGCUAUACUUCGUUGGCGUUAACAAGAUGCUGUGUUGACUAUGAUCAUCGCAAAAGAGGCCUAUGGAG